AUGUUCCCAAACGAGUAUCUUAGAUUUGGAAUGUUGAGAGUUGGUCCAAGUUUAUCGAUUAGAAAUAUCAUUAGAUAUAUGGAAGAAAGAAACAAUCUCAAUGGUAUUCAUGUUUUGGUUAUGUUUUAUCAAUUGUCAAUGCAAGUUGGUUCAACAAAUAGAAUUGGUUGGAAUGAUGAAAAUGUUCUCAAAACUCUCUGUCAAACAAUCGAUUCUUUAGUGAGUGAAGGAGAAACUAAUUGGGAAGGUGGUAUUUCAAUGAUGGUCAUGAUCCAUUGCUUAACACUCGCUUUCAAUACAAGACAAAACAAACCAAAUCAAAAAGAACAAUUGGAUGAUACAAACAAAAUGAUUAUUAAAGUGUUGGAGAAAUGUAGAUUGGUGCUUUGGAGUUGGAUUUCAAAGUUGGAACAUCUUAUUCAACAAGAAUUAUUAAAUGGAAGUGAUACUGAAACAUCAAUACUUAGACAAAGAAUGGUUUAUACAUCGAUUGCAAUUAUAAUGACAUUCAAUAUUGAUAAUAAUCUAAAACAACAAAUUAUUCAACACACCAACUAUUUCCAACAUAUUGAUUUUUAUUUCAAAUCAUUAAUCAUUUUGGAUGAGAAUACAACCUAUUCAAGUGAUAAGAGAAGAACUAUAGAAUCAUUUUGUCCUGGAACAACCAUUUUUUGA
Molecule: messenger RNA, 675 nt
Organism: Cavenderia fasciculata
Lineage: Eukaryota; Evosea; Eumycetozoa; Acytosteliales; Cavenderiaceae
Exons: 1
Coding region: 1-675 (224 amino acids)
Source: RefSeq, a predicted model, not a curated record